ACAGGUUCUGAAAAUCACAAGCCAACCCAGCUCGGUCAAUAGACAAUGAGUAUAUCAGACAUUGAGCAUCGACCUGAGAGCGUUGAGCAGAAGGCAGAACCAGUAGAGCCAGUGGAAACAGUGCCUUUAAACCCGGAUGUGCCAAAGAGAACAGUGAAGAUCGACACUAAACUCACAGGGGAAGAGCGGGCAGAACUUCUGGAAUUCUUGAGGAAUAAUCAGGAUGUAUUUGCGUGGACUACGGAAGAAAUGCCUGGCAUCCCGGCAGAAUUGACAGUCCACAAGUUCAGCACAGACCCCACCAGAAGGCCGGUGGUGCAAAAACGCCGCCUUUUUGGCCCUGAGAAGCAAGCUGCCAUUGACGAGGAGAUACAAAAGCUGUUACAGGCAGGCUUCGUCAGAAGAGUGGAAUACUCUGAAUGGGUCUCCAACCCUGUGCUCGUCAAAAAGCCAAACGGCAAAUGGAGGAUGUGUGUUGAUUUCACCAAUCUCAAUGACGCAUGUCCAAAAGACCCUCACCCGUUGCCAAACGUAGAGAAGUUAGUAGAACGGGCAGCAGGACAUGAACGGAUGAGUUUUAUUGACGCAAGCUCGGGUUACCACCAGGUCCAGUUGUUGCUAGACGACCAGGAAAAAACAGCUUUUUACGCUGGUGACGCAAUUUACUACUAUGUCAUGAUGCCGUUCGGCCUCAAAAAUGCUGGAGCAACAUACCAGAAGCUGAUGCAAAUCAUCUUCAAGCUCCAGAUCGGCAGAAACAUAGAAGUGUAUGUAGAUGACAUGAUAGUCACCAGCGUGCGAGCUGAGGAUCACAUUGGCGACCUGGAUGAAACUUUUCAAAACUUGCGCCGAGCACAAAUGAAGUUGAAUCCCUUGAAGUGCACGUUUGCUGUGGAAUCUGGGAAAUUCCUAGGGUACGUGGUAUCCAAGAAAGGAAUUGAAGUAAAUCCAGAGAAGGUGCAGGCCGUUCAGCAGAUGGAACCCCCCAAGAUAGUAAAAGAUGUACAGCGUCUGACAGGUCGGGUGGCUGCGUUGCACAGGUUUAUAGCCAGAUCGGCAGAAAGGUGCCUUCCAUUCUUCAAAGCUCUGCGGGAGCCUAAAAACUUUCAAUGGACUGAUGAGUGUCAACAGGCGUUUGACGAGCUCAAACAGUAUUUAGCAUCCGCACCCUUGCUGUCCAAGCCUGUCGAUGGAGAAUGUUUAUAUUUGUAUCUGGGGGUUACAGAAGAGGCAGUGAGUUCGGUUCUACUGAGGGAGGAGAAUAAGAAUCAGAAGCCUAUCUGCUAUGUGAGCAAAGUUUUACAGGGCGCUAAACAGAAUUAUCCACUAGCAGAGAAGGCUGCUUUUGCCCUGGUUUACACAGCUCGCAAGUUGAGAGCCUACUUCCAAUCACACCAGAUUGUUGUCUAUACCGAUUUGCCGUUGAGGAAGAUACUGCAAAAACCGGAACUCUCUGGUCGGCUUAUUGGAUGGAGCAUCGAGCUGAGUGAGUACGAUCUCAAAUUUCAGCCGCGCACAACCAUAAAAGGCCAGGCCAUUGCAGACUUUUUGGUAGAAUGCAUCUCGGCGACGGAGGGAGAAAACGCACCUGAUUACCCAGUCUGGGUUCUGUAUGUUGAUGGAGCUGCUAACAUUGAAAGGUCAGGUGCUGGAGCUGUGUUGAUAGGCCCAGAUGGUUUUAAAUCUGAGCAUGCACUGCGGUUUAAGUUCCAAACCACUAACAAUGCUGCCGAGUACGAAGCCCUCAUUUAUGGUUUGAAGCUGGCGUCCGAGCUGAAGGUACAGAGCAUACAAGUUUUCAGUGAUUCUCAGCUCGUGGUGGGCCAGGUAAAUGGUAGCUGUGAAGUUAGGGAUCCCCAGCUUGGCCGUUAUAUCUCUGUGGUCAACAGAUUGAAGUCAAGAUUUGCUUCAUUUCAGAUCGACAAAAUACCAAGAGCUGACAACCACCGAGCUGACGAACUGUCGAAGUUAGCCUCAUCGCAGGAGAUUAACCCUCAGAGAUCAACAAUUGUCGAGGUACUCGACGCACCGAGCUACACUAAUUUAACAAUCGAGUGUCAAUUGUUAAGUACAGAUCCCUCUACACCGAGCUGGACCACCCCGCUCAUAAAUUAUCUACAAAGUGGUGAGCUACCUGAAGACCAGUCCGUGGCAAAAGUGAUUAAACGCAGGGCGGCACAUUUCACUUUGUUAGAUAACCAGCUCUACAAGCGAGCAGCUUUAAUGCCCCUAUUACGCUGCCUUACUCCUUAUGAAGCUGAAUACGUGGUGAGAGAAGUUCACGAAGGAGUAUGCGGCACGCACAUAGGUGGCAAAACUUUAGCUCGGAAACUCCUGAGGCAUGGUUUUUACUGGCCCACUAUGGUCGAGGACGCGCAGAACUAUGUAAAAAAAUGUCCGACCUGCCAGUUCAAUGCUGAUGAUAUACACAUGCCAGGCGAAAUGCUAUCAUCUCUCACGUCUCCCUGGCCCUUUGCUCAAUGGGGCGUCGACCUGCUCGGCCCUUUCAUCAAAGGCAAAGGAGGCUGCACUUUCCUGGUCGUUGCAGUGGAUUACUUCACUAAGUGGAUAGAAGCUAAACCACUGUCCACGACAACAGAAAGGAAAAUAGAAGAAUUCUUGUUCAAUUCAAUAUUGUGCAGGUUCGGCAUACCUAAAAGAAUUAUCGCCGACAAUGGGCCACAGUUCCGAGCAGCCGCACUGAGAUCAUUUUGCAACGACUAUGGCAUUGAGCUCUCCUUGACGUCCGUGUAUACUCCACAGUCCAACGGACAAGCCGAGUCUGCCAAUAAAAUCGUCUUGCGAGGCCUCAAGACACGUGUUUUAGCGGCGCAUUCUAAUUGGGUUGACGAGCUCAAUAAAGUGCUUUGGUCUUGUCGCACCAUACCCAGCUCGGCCAUGGGCGAAACCCCUUUCAGCCUGGCCUAUGGAGCUGAAGCCGUCAUCCCAGUAGAGGUCGGAUUGCCAUCUGACCGAGCAGGCUGGCACGACGACCUCAACAAUGAGCAACUUUUGAGAGAGAACCUAGAUUUCGUAGAAGAGAUCAGGGAGACGUCUAGAAUAAGAAACAUGGCGCAUCAAAGUCGUGUUGCAAAAUUUUAUAAUAAGCGGGUUCGAGCUCGUCAAUUUCAGGUUGGCGAUCUGGUUCUACGCAAGGCUAGAUUAACCAGCACUUAUUCACACAUGGGCAAGCUCGCCCCUAAUUGGGAGGGCCCAUAUAUGGUGGUUCGAGUUAAGCGACCUGGUUCUUACGUGUUAACAGAUAUACACGGGUGUCAGUUACCUUACCUUUGGAACGUACAGAAUCUUAGAAAGUUUUACAGUUAACGUGUGUAAUAUUAUUUCGCUUAAGGUGUUAUGCAACAGUUGUAAGUAAAGAUAUACAGAAAAUGCAACAAAGAUUCAAAAGAAAAUUCAUUUUUGUAU
Messenger RNA from Rubroshorea leprosula, 3426 nucleotides. The record is from the annotation of a GenBank genome assembly. NCBI's taxonomy places the organism in Eukaryota, Viridiplantae, Streptophyta, Magnoliopsida, Malvales, Dipterocarpaceae.